This is a messenger RNA of Siniperca chuatsi (mandarin fish), 1684 nucleotides long. It is a transcript of the gene utp23, whose product is annotated as UTP23 small subunit processome component. The coding region runs from base 388 to 1050 and encodes 220 amino acids. NCBI's taxonomy places the organism in Eukaryota, Metazoa, Chordata, Actinopteri, Centrarchiformes, Sinipercidae. The record is from RefSeq and is a predicted model, not a curated record. Gene Ontology annotation, cellular component: nucleolus; small-subunit processome. Gene Ontology annotation, molecular function: small ribosomal subunit rRNA binding. The transcript is spliced from 3 exons.
AUAAUAUAGGGUAGUCAUAAGACCUCUCUGAUCCACACUCAAUUUCAGAAGGUGGCGGUAAUGCACCAAAAGCUGUUUAACAACCGCCAUAAAACCUCAGAAGAAGAAGCUCAAACAACCGGAACCUUUGUCGAAUAUUUUGUUUCCGCCCGGAGUCAGAAGAAGUAGAAACCGCAAGCGUGUUGUGUACACUAGAAACGUCCAUGCUUAAGUAUCUGAUAGUGAUAAUUUGACUAAAAUUUGUGAAAGACGUCCAUAAAACGAGUCAACUGAUCUAACCGGAAGAAUCAUCUGCAACGGACAUUUUAACGUACGCCACUAACGGUUAUUUUCUGAGGAGGAUUAAAAAAAAACUAGCCAUUUUUCUGACUUUACCUACCAGCCACCAUGAAGAUCAAGCGACAGAAACAAGCCAAGAAAACCAUAAGUUUCUACAAAUACAACUUCAGCUUCAGGGAACCCUUUCAGAUCCUCAUUGAUGGGACUUUUUGUCAGGCGGCUUUGAAAAACAAGAUUCAGAUCAAAGAGCAAAUGCCCAAAUACCUGAUGGGCGAGGUGCAGCUCUGCACCACAAACUGCGCACUGAAAGAACUGGAGACUCUGGGAAAAGAGCUGUUUGGAGCCAAAAUCAUCCUGCAGAGGUUCCAGGACCACGCAGUAACUGCAGGCCUGAAGAAGAUCCCAGGCGUUCCGCUGCUCUACAUCAUCCUCAACACCAUCGUGCUGGACAAGCCCUGCCAGACGUCCCUCGACCACGUCCAGGCCGUCCAGCUGGGAGAGCUGGUCAGCCCGGCCCAGCAGCAGAGCAUCCGCAGCCUGAAGGAGGAGCAGGGCAUCGCCCAGAAGGGCGGAGAGAGGCGGGGGAGGAAGAGGAAGAGGAAACAGAGCAAUCCUAACCCUCUGAGCUGCAUGAAGAAGAAGAAGAAAGGCGUGCCGACACCGCCGCUGAAGAAGACGGAGCAGGGGGAGAAGAGGAAAAGAAGUCGAAACAAGAAACGAAGGACGGAGGGAGGAGACAGCACGUCUGUGCCUGCGGUUACAAAUACAUAGUACGGCAGGACAGAUAGAGACUUUAGCCAUUUUGUUUCAUGCAUAAAUAUCAUUUGAAGAUGUCAAAGCGGUUCACGAUUAAUAUAAUCCCAAUCUAAAAUAAUUAACAGUCUGCACAUUUACCUCUGGUCUUUUUUUUAUGUGUUACUGCAUAGAAUAAAUCAAUGUUUAUAUAACAAAAUAACAUUUUAAAAUACUGGUCAUAGUAUUUGUUUUAUUUUGAAAAAUUUAGCAACUGUUUCCGGGACUCAGGAUUUACAGCCAUGGGACUGAAACUUUUCAGAAACAUAGCAAUAUUUUUGAGAUUGAGAAGAUUUGUCUUUGCUUUUAUACAAAAUUAAAAAGUAGGUUUACAGGCACAUAGUUUAAAAUACAAGAUGCACUCAGACAUUACAUGAUAUAUAGUUUAUAUGGAAGUGGAUAUCAAAAACGAUGCAUUCAGCUGUCUUUGCUGAAGCACAAGGAAGAAGUGUGGUCACAAUUCUUGGUGGUCUGCUUGUUUUUACUUUAUGCUUUUUGAUGACUAUAACGUUCAUAACAAAUAUGUCCAUUUAGACUUCACUUGAUUGUGUUAUCAAGUCAUUCUUUAGAUUAAAAAAAUCUAUUUUGCUUUUAAAUAAAAAAACCCAAUGAA